Tuber melanosporum (Perigord truffle) is the source of this 2666-nucleotide messenger RNA. RefSeq lists its product as uncharacterized. The transcript has 4 exons. Gene Ontology annotation, cellular component: nucleus; CCR4-NOT core complex; P-body. Bases 273 to 2309 code for a protein of 678 amino acids. The record is from RefSeq and is a predicted model, not a curated record. Gene Ontology annotation, biological process: nuclear-transcribed mRNA poly(A) tail shortening; regulation of DNA-templated transcription. Lineage: Eukaryota; Fungi; Ascomycota; Pezizomycetes; Pezizales; Tuberaceae.
AACCCACUGCUAAAUGCUGGGAAAAGGAUAGACCCAAGCCUUGACCCAUCUUUCACAACCCCAACCUUACUGUGCCUGCCGUAUGUAACUCUUUAAUCCACGACACUUCACCUACUUAUCAUACCAAGGCAAGGAGCGAGGACAGGAGAUCUGGCCAUCACCACUAAUACCAUCACCCGAGCUAGAGCCGCUUACAUUUUUACACCCCACAACCGCAACACGCAGCAGCGACAGUAUCGUCAAACAACCCGCGAAGCGCAAAGAUAUACGCAAUGUCCGCCCGCAAACUCCAGCAGGAGGUCGAAAAGGUCUUCAAACGUGUGUCGGAAGGUAUCCAGUCCUUCGAACAGAUCUACGAAAAGCUCCAACACUGCAACAAUGCAUCGCAGAAGGAGAAGCUGGAAGACUCGCUAAAACGCGAGAUCAAGAAGCUUCAACGACAUAGGGAUCAGAUUAAGACAUGGGCGGCAAACUCGGAGAUAAAGGACAAAAAGCCUUUGUUGGACGAGAGGAAAAAAAUAGAGACGCAAAUGGAAAAGUUCAAAGCUGUGGAGAAAGAAAUGAAGACCAAGGCUUAUUCAAAAGAGGGCCUCAUGGCAUCCACCCGUCUAGACCCUAUGGCCCAAAAGAAACACGAUUUGGUGACCUUCUUGUCAGAUUGUACAUCCGACCUGGACCGUCACAUCGAAGCCUGCGAAGCUGAGGCGGAAUCACUGAGUGUUACGCUGAAGAAGGGGAAGAAGGAUUCGUCAAAAGCGGAUCGGGUUGCUGAAGUUGAGAAGCAAAUGGAGAGGCAUAAGUGGCAUCAGGCAAAGCUGGAACUGAUCAUGCGGCUUUUAGAGAAUGGGCAGCUAGAGGUUGAAUCCGUAGAGAGAGUCAAGGAUGACAUAAGGUUCUAUAUCGAUUCUUGGCAGGAUGUUGACUACCAGGAAUACGACAGUGAAAACAUAUACGAUGAACUUGACCUUGACGAGGAGAAUGCGGAGGAUCUAUACGGUAUAGGAGCAGAUGCAGAUAGAAUGUCAAGCCAGGAAACCCAGAGUAUACAGGACGAUUUAUCUGAACGCCCGGGCUCAACGAAGGACUCUGUCACCGGAGGCCGUAGGCCAAGUACCCAACUCAAAUCCCCCAUGCCAGCUCUGGCAACAUUACAUCAGCCAGCUAGUUCCGCGGCUUCCCCGUAUAUCAACAAUGGCCCACCCCCUUCAAAUGGCUCCAUGAAACCGGCCCCCAUACCAACGCGGCCGCCUGGCGAAGUUCUGAAGUACGCGUCAGUCGCGACUGCCGCGGCGGCUGCGGACCGAAAUGUUGGAAUUGCUCCUCUGCCCCCUCCGCCCGGUAUGGCAGCCCAAGCGUCAGCUGCCAGCUCAAGUUUGGGAAUGUCACCCUUACCACCCCCGAACGCUCCAAGACAACCUUCGCAGAGACAAGGCAGCGGUUCAGGGGGUUUGCCUGCGCCGGCGCUCACAACUCCUUCUCUGCCAGAUAAGUGUCAGGCCUCUGUGCCCCAUACACCUUCUAUUGAGGCGGCUGUUGCGGUUGCACCAUCUCCUAAGCCUUCAAAUGUUUCAACUGCCCCUCCUAUAUCCCCCAGGAAUCAACAAGAAUCAGCGAAGCAUGAGGAACCCGCCCAUACCAAGAGUUCGAGGAAUGUGCCAACAAGUGAACCAGAGUCUUCUAGGUCGAUACCGGAGCCUUCUCCGUCACCGCUGCCGGAAUCACAGACUAAUGGAGCGAGCGAUAGCUCCAUGCCUAUAGUUGCGUCUCCGGGUCCAGAACCUAGCCCUCCGCCAGCCGAAGAAUCAGUGUACUAUCUUCCACCUGGCCUUCAGGAUCUAAUGUCAUCCUUCGAAAAUACCAAGAGGCGCUUGCUUCCCCAACCCGGAAGCCUCCACCGUUCGCUCGAGAUCUCAAUGGUUAGCGCACCAGACACGAUUGAUGCCGAGAAGCCUCGUCAUUAUAAGCCAACUACAAAGUACAACACCCCUGCUCAUUACCCCCAGGAGCCGCUCCCUGUCUUUGACGACCCGAGUUUGUACAAGCGCAUAGACGUAGACACGCUCUUCUACGUAUUCUACUACCGCCAGGGCACCUACCAGCAAUACCUUGCAGCUAAAGAGCUCAAGCGUCAGAGCUGGAGGUUCCACAAGCAGUACCAGACUUGGUUCCAACGCCACGAGGAACCGAAAACUAUAACUGAAGAGUACGAGCAAGGAACGUAUCGGUUCUUCGAUUAUGAGUCUACGUGGAUGAAUCGCCGUAAAACAGACUUCAAGUUUGCGUACAAAUACUUGGAAGACGACCUUUAAACUGUCUGCCUAUCUGCCUAUCUGUAAGGUCGGCCGUUCUCGCAUCGGAGGGAGUUUUUUUCACUUUUUUUUUUCACUUGCCAUUCUUCAUUUCUGUUUCCUGUUCCUUUCGCCAUCUGUUUUUUCCCAUAAUUUUAGCUUAGGCCUUAUCACUCUACCUUCAUCCUGUUUAGUAGUUCUAGUGGUGGGGGACUGGAAAUGGGGAAAAAGUGGAAAAAGUGGACACAGAAUAUGGGAAGUGGAGACGGGGUGGGUGGUACUGUAGGCGCAGUGGCAUUGCGGUAAUAGCAGUGGUGGCGGUAUUGUCUAGUAGUUUGGUAGUAUGAUAUGAUACUAUUGAAAACCCUUUGCUCUCCA